UCUUGUUUAUAUAUGGAGCAAUAGUAAAAUCCUGGUUCGACAGUGGAAGCAGAUAAAUAAUUUUGAAUCACUUCCACUUCGCCUACUAGCUAGCUAGCUAGUUGCACUAUUUCUCUUUUCUGCUUGCAGGCAUCUCACGUGAACAAGAAGACUGUAAUUAAUUACCUACUCUGAUUUGGAGGCCAUACGCUGGCUGCAGCUCCCCAAGAAGAAGAAGAAGAAACCCUUUCCUCUACGGGAUCAGAGGCAAGAAGGGUUGUUUGGCCUGGGCAGCAUUUCAAUCAGUUCGAAACUUCAGCGAGCUUAAAAAGAUGAAGAUGGUUGACGUCGGCGGAGUGAUUGCAUCCUUAUUCAUCAUGCUGAAAGAGGACAUCUAUGUCCUGAUCCGCAUUGAAAUCCUGGUGACACUGGUGACGGCGAUGUUCCUGGUGAUGUUCAUCAUGGACUUCUACCGGUGCCGGUCUCGUGGCUCCAUCAUCAUCACGGCCUUGAAGACCGUCGAUGGGCUGUCCGAUCAGAUAGUGGUGUAUCUCCUAGGGGUGAUGCAAUCUGCAGAAUUCGAUAACCAUCUCUUUGCGGUCUGGGCCGUGGUGCUGGUGAGCCUCCGUGCGAGCCUCGGCUACCUCUCCGGGUACGGCAUCCCAGACCGCGAGCGGCGGCUCACUGAGGUGGCAAACGUGGCAAAGUUCCUGGCGGUAGGAAUAUUGAAUGGGACACGCCGCUUGGAGUUCACCAAACCACUCUGGUCAUUGUGGGCCAUUCUGCUGCUAAGGAGCCUGUAUAAAUUUUUUGCCGGUCAGAAGGCUAUAUCAUCCUUGUGGCAUGGCCGGAGCUCGGAGUUCCUCCCUGAGUACAUGCGUGCCUUGCCCGACGACAGUGAAGAGAGCAGCACUGACAAUGGUCCUCAAAAGUACCUGAUUUACGGAGAGUACAGACAGAAGAUCGACUUGAAGAGGCCUGGGUAUACUCUGCAUCUUAAAACCAUCGAAGAGAAUUCGCUCAUCACACUGGACAAGGUGACAAAAUGCAAGGAGCAGCUGAUGAGAUCUGACAGCAGAUACAAGGAUAUGACCAUUGCCUUCACACUGUCCAGGCUGCUUCGCUGUAGGCUUGAAGACGUGACGCUGCACAGAGAGAAAGCUCUAACGACACAACACCUAAUCACUUCAGAGAUCACCGUUGGUGGGCUGGACAGCAACGCAGAGAGAGCAUUCAGAAUCCUGGAGCUGGAGCUUGCAUUCGUCCGAGACUACUUCUACACCCUUUACCCGAUGGUCUUCUGGCAAGGUCUUUUUUCUCUUUGUUUCAGCCUCCUCCUUUCCAUGGCGACCUUUUCUGUCGCGUUUUGGCUGGCCCUGGGCAUCCGCGAGGUCUACCAACCCCCUCAAGAAACACUUGUGCUCUGGGUGCGUGGAUGGAACGUGGAUGCUGUCAUCACAUGGGUGUUCUUGUUCUUCAUGAUGUUCAAGGAGGCCUGGGAGAUGGUCACAUACGUGCUAUCAAACUGGACAAGGUUACUCCUUGUGUGCAAGUACGUGCAGAAGAGCUCGCCUGAUGCUCUCAUGGAGAAUCUGACAAAAUCCAUUUUCAAGUCCAAAAUUGCCAACCCAUGGCACGGUUGCAUCGACCAGUAUGACUUCUUGGAGUCAUAUACUUACAAGCCAUCCUUUUGGAAGCUGGCAAAUGCCCUUUCCAUGGGUAAGGUUCCCAAGAAAACUGAUGGAAAAAAGUGUGGCAAAGCUAUCAAGAUCCCUCAAUGUGUAAAGCCAGCAAUCCUAAAUGCGCUCCUCCGCUUAGGCCUCAACAGCCCUCAGCUGCCCAAAGAAAUCCCAUAUCUGACGCAGAGUGGCUCACCAGUCGAUCAGUUCACACGGUACAGCUGGGCCUACCUUGAGCUGCAUACAUGCUCUCAGGUCAUUCUGGUGUGGCACAUAGCGACCAGCCUCUGUGAGAUCAAGCUUGCACAAGAUCAUGGAAUUGAUUUAACCAACCCUGGGUUCCUGCGGUCUGCCUGGUCGUAUCUGUUGUGCCGCUGCACUUCGCAGCCAUACCUUGUUGGCAAGAGCAGCAAUCUGCAUGAAUCACUGGAGACUAAUUACCAUGUCGCGAAAAGCUUGUCACAGUACUGUGCUUAUCUGCAGGUUUUUCAGCCUGGACUGUUGCCAGAUAGUUUUGUUGUGCCCGAGGUGAUCUUUGAGGAAACCGUGGGACAUGCCCGCGAACGACUCACAGAUUGUAACUUGAUACGAUGUAGGUAUAACAAACUCAUGGAAGCCGCAGAAAACUGUGUGGAUGAGAGGCUCAGUAUGAACAUAAUUCAGCAAGGUGCUACUCUAGGCAAGGAUCUCAUCAAAUACGAGGAUGAAGAAAGCCGUUGGAAGAUUCUAGCUGGAGUCUGGGCUGACUUACUUGUGCACAUCGCCCCCAGCUGGAAUGCAGCAGAUCACAAGAAUAGCCUCGAGGCUGGAGGCGAGUUCAUAACCCUCGUGUGGGCAUUGCUUUGGCACUGUGGCAUCGAGAAGAGCAGCUUGUGGGACAAGGGCGAAGCACCUGGAAGAAAUGCUCCAGUACCUCUGGAAAAUAAUAGUACUGGAACCAGCAACAGUCAACCCGAGGAGGGGCAACAAGUAUCUGAAAUCAAUGCUCAAGUGCUUCAGGGAAAUAAUACUGAAACCAGCAGCAUUCAGCCUGUGGAGGAGCAACCCGAUGAGGAUGUUACUGCUGAAACCGACAACAUCCAGCCCGUGGAGGUGCAACCCGAUGAGGAUGUUACAUCGAAUCAAACUCAAAGUGAGACUGAAGAAAUAUCUCCGAGCAACUCCACGAAUUAGCUUCGCCCCCCAUGCUAUGAACAAGAAGUGGCCAAUUCGUUGGAAAGACUCCUGGAGCAAGGGAAAGAAGCACCUUGAACAGGUACACUUCAUUGGUUCGAAGUGCAAACAAAGGACUAGCGGUUUGUAA
Molecule: messenger RNA, 2961 nt
Organism: Brachypodium distachyon (stiff brome)
Lineage: Eukaryota; Viridiplantae; Streptophyta; Magnoliopsida; Poales; Poaceae
Exons: 3
Coding region: 312-2831 (839 amino acids)
Source: RefSeq, a predicted model, not a curated record